AUAUAACAUAGUGUUGGAAUAUAAGUAUCUAAGUUAGUUUCAUGGGGAACAGACUGCAUUUCUCUGUCUCAUCCAGAACCGGAUAUUGUUCUACCAGAUUAAACCAGGAAUUAGGUCAAUUUUAACAAUAUUAAUUUGGUCGAAACAAGAAUCGUGGCUACUCUCCACUAUUUUUGUACUCAGAAAAACUGGUUUGCAAUCAGUUUGAAGAAGAAAUUCAGGACAUUUUCCCAUACUUUCUCUUUUUUGAGGUGCAAGAGGCCUAGACAUACAAUGUGACAUUACAGUAUAUCUUAACAGGGGGUGAUCACAAGCUCCGUUUCUGUCUCAGGGGCCAGGAAGCUCUGUAAGUCUUGCCAGGCCCAAGGGAUUAAGCUGCAGUUACAACAAAUGCCUGGGCUUUGAUUGCCCUAGACACCGUCAAGGACAGGGGCUGUCCAGAGAGCCCCAUUAGGCUGUAACCCAGUCACCUGAAUUAACUUCUGUCAUCUCCCAGGAAACAUCGGAAAGUUCAAAGGAAAACACUGCACCAGGGUGUGAUAACCACAGGUGCUUCAGCUCUGCAGCACGGCUCUGCCUUGGCAGCCUUCCCCCGUGUGUGGAGGAAUAGUGAGACUGGCUCCUAACCUUGGGCUAGCUGUGGGUCACACGAAUGGCAUGCUUCGAGGGGGCUACCGGAAUAGCAGGAGCUUCUGAAAAUAUUCACCCUUUUGUUUGGAGAACCAGGGCUGCCUUUGAAAGCCCUCUUUACAAAACCUAUACUUGGCACUGGGGUAAGAAGUGGGUGCUGUGUGUGUGUGUGUGUGUGUAUGUAUCUGUGCGUGUGUGUGUGCGGCUGGGGAGGGCUCAGCAGGCAGCCCUGUGUCUGUGUUCCCUGCCAGCCCUCAGCAGAGCUGCCUGCUGGGCUCAGACACAGCUCCCCAAGCCCCCUCCUUACCACCUCGUCCCAAGUUCACAGGCCUCCCGGGGGGGCAUUUCUCUUUGUCGUUUGUUUUCCUUUAUUUCUUCUCUUUGCCUCCCUCUCCGUGUGCCCCCUCCUUCCCAGCCUUCUAAAUAGGAGAUGUUCUCAGGACAGCGCCCAGGAGACUGGCUGGAAUCAGUUUUGGAGGGUGAUGCACCGCGACAGCUAAAAGUUGGAUAGGGUUUCAGUAGCUCCUAUAUAUAAAGCAGUGGGGACUUAUGUCACUGCACUAAUUAAAUUCCAUCUGGGUUGCUCCUCGGGGUGUUUUUGAGCCUUCCACCCCACUGGAGCAAGCAGAGGGGCCGAGGGACAGCAUGAUGAUGGACCUUUUCGAAACCGGCUCCUAUUUCUUCUACUUGGACGGGGAGAAUGGGGCCCUGCAGCAGCUGGAGAUGGCAGAGGGCUCCCCGCUGUACCCGGGCAGCGACGGCACCCUGUCCCCGUGUCAGGACCAACUGCCGCCGGAGGCCGGCAGCGACAGCAGCGGCGAGGAACACGUGCUGGCCCCACCGGGCCUGCAGCCCCCGCACUGCCCCGGCCAGUGCCUCAUCUGGGCCUGCAAAACCUGCAAGAGAAAGUCGGCCCCGACUGACCGGCGGAAAGCGGCCACGCUGAGGGAGCGGAGGCGGCUGAAGAAGAUCAACGAAGCCUUCGAGGCUCUGAAAAGACGGACUGUGGCCAACCCCAACCAGCGGCUGCCCAAGGUGGAGAUCCUGCGCAGCGCCAUCCGCUACAUCGAGAGCCUGCAGGACCUGCUUCACAGGCUGGAUCAACAGGACAAAAUGCAGGAGGUGGCGGCGGAUCCCUUCAGCUUCAGCCCCAAGCAAGGAAACGUCCCCGGCUCCGACUUCUUGAGCACCUGCGGCUCCGACUGGCACGGCGCUGCCGAGCAUUCCCGCGGGCUGGGGGGCAGCCCCAAAGCAGGGGGCUCCAUGGUGGAGUCGUCGGCCUCCAGCAGCCUGCGCUGCCUCUCGUCCAUCGUGGACAGCAUUUCCUCCGACGAGCCCAAGCUGCCCGGCGCGGAGGAGGCUGUGGAGAAAUGAGCCUCCGGCCGCCUCUCGGGGCACGCUCCCACCGGCGGAACGGCCCUCGGAGAGCGGAGCCGUACGGACUCUUUUCUCACCCCUCUUUCUAUCUCCCGUUUUGUUUUCUCCGAGUUUUGACCCACAGACCACCCCCCAUCCUCUUUUUUAUCUUGAACUGACGGUACUUAGCGCUGUACCGGCGGAGCGGUCGCCGAGCAGUCCAUUCCUGUCAGGGUGAAGCCGUUUGGCUGCGUUUCUUGUGAGUCGUGCUAAAGAGCGACCCCCGUCUCGUUUCCCGUCUGUAAAUAAUUUCAGUACUGCCUUUUGUAAACAUGACAGAUAUGUAUUUAAAUGAUGGAAGUGAUAUUGUAUAUAAGAACGGGUUCCUCUGACUGUAAAAUAAAGCUCUUUGUGUUAC
Messenger RNA from Coturnix japonica (Japanese quail), 2404 nucleotides. It is a transcript of the gene MYF6, whose product is annotated as myogenic factor 6. NCBI's taxonomy places the organism in Eukaryota, Metazoa, Chordata, Aves, Galliformes, Phasianidae. Gene Ontology annotation, biological process: positive regulation of skeletal muscle fiber development; positive regulation of myoblast differentiation; skeletal muscle cell differentiation. Gene Ontology annotation, molecular function: DNA-binding transcription factor activity, RNA polymerase II-specific; RNA polymerase II cis-regulatory region sequence-specific DNA binding; protein dimerization activity. The record is from RefSeq and is a predicted model, not a curated record.